CGAUACAGCAUCCUUUUCCUCGGAAAUUCGUCCUCUCUAACGAGAAAAGCACAACGUUUUGACCUCAGCCUGUAUCUGGACAUCGGCAAACGGCCCAGCAUGUCAGCAGCACCUGUAGCGCCCACCGCAAUGAGCUCGCAGUUUCCCAAUGAGUCGCCAAUCAUUGUUGAUGAACACCUUGAUGAAGACGCAACAUCAGAUGUCACCAGCGUCAGCUUUAUGAGCUCCAGCGUCCUGGAGCCAAUGUCGCUCAUGAAUCCUGCAGACCUUCAACAUCACCAAUUCCUCCAUUCUGUCGAUGGAAAACUUGGCCUCUCACCGCCGAACCAAGAUGACUACCCCGCCAAGCGUGUUCUCGAUAUUGGUACUGGAACCGGGACUUGGGCAAUUGAGUUCGGUGAGCUCAAGCCCGAAGCAGAGUCAAGAGUGCCGCCCAACGUAACAUUUGAGGUGGAUGACAUCGAAGAACCGUGGACGUUCUCCUUGCCAUUUGACUACAUUCACAGUCGAAUGAUGACGUCUAGCAUAUCUGAUUGGAGACGACUCAUUCAAAAUGCUUUCGAUAAUCUCACGCCCGGUGGCUACCUCGAGCUCCAGGAGAUGGAUCUCAUGCCUCAAUCCGAUGACGGUAGUCUGAAACCCGACGCUGCGGUUGUGCGGUGUUUUGCCCUCCUUGGGAAGGCGGCUACGGUACUUGACCGAUCCUUUCAAGACAUCCCGGAUCUCGUCAACGUGAUGCAAAAAAUAGGUUUCGUCGACGUCUCAAUCAAGAAGGUGAUGUGGCCAGCAAAUACUUAUGCACUAUAUGGAAGAAAACCUAAAGCCAGGUGA
This is a messenger RNA of Colletotrichum lupini, 831 nucleotides long. RefSeq lists its product as uncharacterized. The transcript has 6 exons. The record is from RefSeq and is a predicted model, not a curated record. Gene Ontology annotation, molecular function: methyltransferase activity. NCBI's taxonomy places the organism in Eukaryota, Fungi, Ascomycota, Sordariomycetes, Glomerellales, Glomerellaceae. The annotation marks the transcript as partial.